CACCGCCCCGCGCGGGGUCCGGCCGGGCAGUCAGGCGGUGUGGACUUCGUGCCGUUGCCUCCCGCGCGGCGUGCCCAGGCAGCGCCCGGAAACCCGCUCGCCAUGUCGGCUGCGGAGGCGGAGGGUGUUUUCCACAGAGCCCGGGGCAGGACCCUGGACGCGUUUCCUGCAGAGAAAGAAAAGGAAUGGCAAGGCCCGUUCUAUUUCCUGCAAGGCGCAGACCCGCAGUUUGGGCUGAUGAAGGCCUGGUCCACCGGGAACUGUGACAGCGGCGGUGACGAGUGGGGACAGGAGCUCCGUCUCACUGAGCAAGCCGUCCAGGCCAUCAACAGGCUGGACCCCAAGCCCAAGUUCUUUGUGCUGUGCGGAGACCUCGUCCACGCCAUGCCGGGCACGCCCUGGCGGAAGGAGCAGACGCAAGACCUGCAGCGGGUGCUCCGGCAGCUGGACAGAGACAUCCCGCUGGUCUUCGUCAGCGGCAACCACGACGUGGGCAACGUCCCCACGGCCGAGACCAUCGAGGAGUUCCGCCAGACCUGGGGAGACGACUACUUCAGCUUCUGGGUCGGGGGCGUCCUGUUCCUGGUCCUCAACUCCCAGUUCCUGUUCGACGCGUCCCAGUGCCCGGCCCUGAAGCAGGCCCAGGACCGGUGGCUGGAGCAGCAGCUGAGCGUCGCCGGGCAGCGGAAGUGCCGCCACGCCAUCGUCUUCCAACACAUCCCACUGUUCCUGCAGAGCAUGGACGAGGACGAUGACUACUUCAACCUCACCAAGCCCGUGCGGCAGGAGAUGGCCGACAAGUUCAUUGAAGCAGGCAUCACAGCCGUGUUCGCCGGCCACUACCACAGGAACGCUGGGGGCACUUACCGGAACCUGGACAUGGUGGUGUCAUCGGCCAUCGGCUGCCAGCUGGGCAGGGACACCCACGGGCUCCGGGUCGUGGUGGUCACCGCGGAGAGCGUGGUUCACCAAUACCGCAGUCUGGACGAGCUGAGUGAGAAGGGGAUAGGAGACGAGCUCAUGGAUCUGUUGAAGAAGAAAUGACGGCCGCGUGUGAGCUGUUGCGCGCCUCUCUAACAUGGUUCCAUGUUUUGCCAGAUACACCAGUGCCCGAGCCCCUUCCUGGAAUCUAAAUGCAGCCUGGGCAGGUUUUUCUUUUCCUGUCCUGUGGCAUCAGCAGAGAGCUGGGUCCUCAGUCCCAUCUGAAACAGCACCGCCCGCCCUCUGCGAAGCCGGGAGGACACCCAGGAGCAGGUGUUUUUUAGGAAAAUGCUGUCAGGCUGUCUCUGCCUGGGUGUUUGAAUAAAUUUACCUAAUGCUGUGUUUCUCCACUCUGCUGUUCUUUGCUUGCCACCCACGAUCCAUGUCUGCCUGGCCACCCCAAGCCCACCUCGAUGCCUGCGGGUGACCCGCGAUCAUUCCCUGAGCACGUCAGACCGCCCGACUCCCAGAUGCUGGCCAAACACAGGUUGUGCCCUUUCCCUCCUUAGCAGGAGUAGCAGCGCCUCCCACUGCCAGGGCCCGGAGCACUUCCUUUAACAAGGAGCCCAGGAGCCAGCCCUCCCUGUCACAUCCCAGCACUUAGAUUACCCCUGACACGGGGACGGAACGAAGUAGACACAGAGCUGGAGUGGGCCUUGUUGGAGACCAGAAAAGUCACCUCUGCACACCAAGUGGCCUGGUGAGAAAAAUCCCACCCAAGAUAGCAGAACCAUGGUGCCGAGUCUACCCAGGAAGUCCCUGGCAGCACGGGCAGCUCCCUUUGCGUGCCCAUGCCAGUGCCGGGGAGCAUCCCGGACGGGUCUCCUCGCGGGAUGCCGGUGCCCCUCCUCCUCGGGGGAGCCUCCUCCAGAAAAAGUCAGAAUGCACGCAGGAUUCUCAGGAGCCACAAGGCAGAGAUGCCUGGAGACACAAGCACGUGAUUCCGGCCACAUUACUGAAACCGGCGCUGGGUUCCUUGAGACGCAAGCCAGUGCCACGUCCCUUGCCAGAGAGGGUGGUAGGUUAAAAUCGGCAUUGUUUGUGCGUAGUCGGCUCAGCCACACGUGCCCAGCAGCUCCUGGCUGCAGUGUGAAUCCGUCCACGUGGUCUUUUCCAGCGGUUGUCCUGGUGGACGAGUGAUUCCAGUCCUUGAAAUCCUCCCAGAAAAAAAAAAAAAAACAAAAAAAAAAAACCAGUGUUACUGCAACAGCUCAGUCACCCUAAACCGGAGUUAAAACUGGGGACCAGAGACCUGCAAAGCCCACUGCGCCCAGAGACUGUGUUGGGAAGCAUCCUUCGCCACAGCACAGCUUAAGCAGAGAGAGACCGGGGUCUGUAAAUUCACAGGGAACAAAAGCAUUGGAGGUAAUGACUCUGCAGAUCUUGACACCCCAGAGCUCAUCGGUGCACGGCACAAGAAAAUUAAGACUGUUCAGCGCUAAAAUGGGCUUCCUUGAGGGUCUUGCCACAUUCUUGCUUUUGUGUUUGUGUCUCUUGGUGUCGGGUGUGGGUAGAAGACACCAAGGAGGGGCGUGCUUGGGGAAUCAGCCCCCCCCCCCCUUUGGGAGCCAGGACCACCCAGCUCAGGAACACGUGGGCGCCGGCGCCCUCUCUGCCGAGUUGCUCCGUGGGAACCAGUGGAUGUGAUGGAAGCACAGUGUGUUUUACUCAUCCCUCCCUCCUCCCAGAACCUCGAGGGUGAAAGAGCUGGUUCAGGGCACCUCCAAGAAGAUGCUGGCUAAGAAGAGGAAAGCUUAUGAAAUCCCCAACAGUUUUUAAACAGCCAGGCUCCCACCGGUGAGUGGUUCGAGUGCGUGGCGCUCAGCGGAUGGAUCAUCACCUAACGAGUCCUUCGUCUUUAAGCAAACAAUAUUUGAGACAAAAUGCAUGUGCCUUCCACUGUGAAAAACAAGAGGCUUCCUGGUGAGGAGCGCCGUGGUUGGCAUGUUUACCGUGGGGCUCGGGGAAGGUGGAGUCUCAUGGCCAAGGUCCACCCCUGGAGCCCGUGCCCCCGUGUUUUCCCAUGACUCUCUGGGGGUGAGCAGUCUCACCUGAUGCUGCCCCCUACCGACCCCCAGCCACCUGAUCGCUCUGAUUGGGGGGAAAAAAACAAAAGGGAAAGAGGUACACAGGUCUGGACGGUCAGGACUGGGAAGGGCGAGCUUACGGAUGGGGCGGGACAUCACAGCUUCCUUUAUGUCACUUUCUAUAGUAAGUUUAUCUCACAUCCGCAGUCGAGUUUCUCCCAAGUCCGUGGAGAACGGGGGCCAUCUAGGGAACUUUACAUCGCUAACACGUUUUGUCCUGUCCUCUGAUUUUCGGCACGAUGAGCUCAUCACUGCUGGUGGACCAGGCAGAGGCUCGUGGUGUGCCUGGUGCUCACCAGGCCCAUUUACUUUAUAAGCCUGUUAGGGCAUAGCAGCGUACGUCACUGUGUAAUACAGUUUGGUAUGAGAGUCGACAUCCUCGAAUAUCUUAUGGGCAACGCAGCAGAAACCCCGUCUGCCUUCACUCGAACUCUUACCACUCAGUCCCCAAGCUGUACACGGCCCGGCCCUGUGUAGGCGCAGAGUGGAGCAGCAGUGCUGUGUUGAGCCGAGAGAGGGGAAGGGGGCGGGAGAAGGCCUGGGCACAGCAUGUGGAGCGAGUUUUAGUGGAAGCUCUUUGUGAUCGACACCAGGGACCACUGCUGCAGGUGAGCUCACCGGCUAGGGGCUAGGGUCAACACACGGGAGAGAGUGCUUCACAGGUCGUGCUGAGUUUUCCUCUUUAAUAGAUGGCUUGCUUCCUGCGAUAUUGUCUCAUGCCACUGGAGAGCUCCUGUGUGUGUGUGCGUGUGCGUGUGUGUAAAAUAGAAGACUUUCCUUCCUGAUGCAUUGGCACGAAUGCAUGAAUGUUAAGUUCCUGUCCCCGCCCCCCAACCACACAUCUGUGUCGCCCUCGGGGCAAACCUGAGACACAUGGGGGAUGCAUCGAGUUUUUCUCAGAACCCCAUCUGUUAAGGAAACAAAGAAGAGCAGUUCCCUGGAGGGUGGGGAGCCAGGCUGGGCCUAGAACACUCUGGUUUUUCAUAAGAAUUUCACACCAGUCUCUGGCAGACCCCAUGGCACCUGGGAGCAGAACGGCAGAGGGGGGGCAGCCAAAGCUUCAAGAAUUGAACGGAACCGAGAGUCAGUGCCCGGAGCAGGCAACAGAGCUCAGAUUACCGGCGAAAGUCAGAGACUCGGCAUCCUGCAGAGGGAAGAACGCAGCCCUGGUUCCCCACCCCAUCAUGCCACAGCUGUGGGAAUUCUCACCCUCGGACGGUAAACCCGCUGUGGUCCCAGUGCUCCGGGAAGGAACAACGAACAUACAAGGAAGUCACAUGUCAAUUUCAGAACUGAAAAAAAAAAAUCAAAUUUAAAAAUGCCCUGGAUGAGCCAAGCGGAAUGGGGAUCAGAGAAAAUGGUGCGUGAGGGAACAUGGGGGCGGCGACGGGAAUUACCCACUGCGGGGCCGGCACAGGCACAGCCCUCAGCACAGCUUGGGACGCCCUCGUCUCUAAGAGUCCCUGAGUUCUAGUCCCACCCCCACUGCCCGUCCAGCUUCCUGGGAAGAGGCCCGCUGCCGCCUGUGUGGGAGGCCAGGAUGGAAUUCCAGGCCAUUUGGGGAGUAAACCAGCGAAUGGAAGAACUUACUGUGUCUGUCUCUGCCUUUCAAAUAAAAUGAAAACGAUUAUUUUUUAUUAGCCACUCUGAAAUACAAAGACCAAAAGAUGGAGGAGAAGAAAAAUUAAGCAAAGCUUCAGGACCUACCGGUACAGCGUCGGAAGGUGUAGUGUUCAGGUUCUACGAGUCCCAGAAUAGAAGAAAGGAUGGAGCGGGAAAAAAAUAUUUGGAGAAGUUAUAGCCAACAACUUCCCACGUUUGGUGCAAGACGAAACUUUCAAAUCCAGAGGUUCAGCCCGCACAGAAGGUCCGAGCCAUAAAACAAAGUUGCCACUGCAUUGGGCUUUAUAAACUCUCUGCUCUUCAGAGGUACUAAGAAAAUAAAAGGCAAGCCCCGGGCUGGAGUGGUGCACAGGUGACAGGUUUAUCAUAAAAGAUUCACAUCCAAAAUCCAUCAGAGCUGUCGCAUCUCAAUUAAAAAUUGACUUUUAAGUUGGAAGACAUUGGAAUACAUACUUCACAAAUGUGAAUGGCAAAUAAGUACCUGAAAAAGUGCUCAACAUCGUAGCCACUGUGGAGCUUAAAGCAUCAAAACCAUGAGGUACCAUCUCUCACCAGGGUGGCUGAAAUGACAAAGAUUAAUGAUGUCAAACGUGGGAUAAGCCACUGCCUCACAGAGCCAGCAUCCCAUGUGUCCACCGGCCCAAGUCCUGGCUGCUCCACUUCCAACCCAGCUCCCUGCUAUGGCCUGGGAAAGCAGUGGAGGAUGGCUCAAGUGCUUGGGCUCCUGCACCCACGUGGGAGACCCAGAGGAAGCUCCUAGCUCCUGGCUUCGGUCUGGCCCAGCCCUGGCCAUUGUGGCCAUUUGGAAAGUGAACCAGCAGAGGGAAGACCUCUCUCUCGGUCUCUCCCUCUCUAUCUCUGCUUUUCAAAUAAAUAAAUCUUUAAAAAAAUAAUAAUGCUAAAUUUGGUGCAUCUCGACUCGUAUCUGAUGCGAUUUCAAAUAAUUCAUGGAAAAAUGAAAUAAAAACAUUAAUUUUGUUGCAAAAAACUGAAAUUCUUGCAUAGUUUUUCAUAAUUACAUUUCUGUGAAUUUUUUCAAGACCGCUCAAAUGUGUGGAUUUCAGAUUUUUCUUGCAGCAAAAUAAACUUGCCUCUCAGUUCCACCCUUACAGACUUUCCCAGGGCCCCUCACGCAUCCCUGGUGAGACACAAAGUAGUACAGCCAGGCUGGAAAAGUUUCCUUUAAAAGUGGAUGCCACCCUAGGACCCAGGAAUUCCACUCUCUGAUGUUUACCCAGGAAAACUUACGCAUAGGUCCAUGUACACCUUGAACAUAGGUGUUCAUAGCAACCCACGUGCCUAUCAACACCGAAUGGGAAAUAUCACUAUGUUCCUAAAUCUGUAUGUAUAAAAUAUAUGAAAU
This is a messenger RNA of Lepus europaeus (European hare), 6054 nucleotides long. RefSeq names its product calcineurin like phosphoesterase domain containing 1 (gene CPPED1). The coding region runs from base 103 to 1044 and encodes 313 amino acids. The record is from RefSeq and is a predicted model, not a curated record. The transcript is spliced from 4 exons. Lineage: Eukaryota; Metazoa; Chordata; Mammalia; Lagomorpha; Leporidae. Gene Ontology annotation, molecular function: hydrolase activity.